Molecule: messenger RNA, 2886 nt
Organism: Moesziomyces aphidis
Lineage: Eukaryota; Fungi; Basidiomycota; Ustilaginomycetes; Ustilaginales; Ustilaginaceae
Source: the annotation of a GenBank genome assembly
AUGGCGCCGUCAUCCGCUGCGGUCCUGCCGCCACUUGCCGAGCGACCACGACAUCCUCUCAGCCACCAGAAAGCGAGUCUCUCCCAUAAUGACCGCAAAUUGACCGCAGCUCCUCAACGCCCCGGCUCGGCAUCAGAAACUUCCCAGUCCUCGCCUCAAAGCAUCCAUAUUGAUGAGCCAUUCCGCACUCCGGUCACCUCGUCCAGCUCCCGCCCCUCGGUAUCGCCAACGACACCCAAGCUGCCUCCGGGCAGCAGCAGCUCGGAUGACAAACACAAGCCGGAGUUGUCCAACACACAACAACGCAAAACUCCCCCUUCGACCAAGACGACCACCAAAAUGUUCGACGGUGGCUUCUCGCCAUCGAUCGACGUAGCAGAUGAUGCGGUCGGCGGGUCUGGCAAAGCCGACCGCAUUUUGGGCCCAGAUGGAAAGUUGUACACGCAGGGUGAAGCGGCUCGGCUGGGACUCAUCAUUCGCACGGCUUGCGAAGCGUGCCGCAACCGCAAGCUCAAAUGCAGCGGCACUCUGCCUGAAGACGGAGGAUGCGGCAGGUGCAAGAGCGACAACGUAGAAUGCGUCUAUUCAGCCAGAGCGCCCAUCGGCCGACCGAAGAAGCGCAAGGUUGAAGAAGGACAAGACGCCGUCUCUGUAUCGCCUUCCCGAUCUGCCCUUUCGAGCCAGGAUGGAGGCUCAUCUACACAAAAGACAAAGCUCAAGGGCAAAGGCAAGGAGCGCGCCUCCAACAAUCUGAUUGCCAGAGUCAGGUCGGAGGAUUCGAGCUUCUCUACUGCGUCCCCUCUCGGAGGCGGCUCGUUGUACCAGCCCGACAGCUUCUUCAUGCCGGGCACGCCGGAGCACAGCACCGCAUCUCACGACAACUCACCCGCUGUCACGACGCCGAACAUGUUUGGCAUCUACCCAAGCUCGCUCUCGACGCCGUCCAUCCCCGGCGCGGGCUUCGAGGAUUCGCGCCUGCCGUCGACGCCCGUCAUUUGGUCGCAACAACACUCCAUGGCAUACGCCGUCACACCGUCCGAUGUCAUGACGCCGCCCGUGCCUAUUUCGCCAGCCACGUCGCAGCCACGUCCUUCCCCUGCGCAGACCGCCCUAGCCGCGAAGAUGCCAUCGCUCGACGAUCUUUCGGUGGCAGCGUUCCUGCAGUCGCUCGACACGCUCGAGAUCUCGUCGGAAGAAUUAAUGCAGCAGCAGCUUCAGCGGGGCAAUGCGGACGCGGCGACGGGCUCAGCAGGAAGGGCGAGUGACGCGAGCUUUGCGCAGGGUGCGCCAUCUGAGGCGACUAACGCCGAUGCAAGGCCGAUAUCGACGUCGUCCGUCGAGGCAUGGGCAUUGAGCAGCGCGAUCCUGCAGCCGGGACUUAGCUUUGCGGUGCCGGCCGACUUCAGCUGGUGGGACCUCGGCCUCAAUGGCGCCGACCCUGGCUCGGGAGGUCCAAGUGUAUCGGGCACGCCAUCAGCAGAGCUACCCGCCUUCUCGUUCCAGGCGGGACAGAUUGCACAAGCUGGUUCGACCCCGUCGAUAGCGGGCAUGGUUGGCGGACAAUCUUCUAAGGGUGCACUGCUGUCAUCAGCAAAGCCAAGGAAGCGCCGACCUACAUUCGGCAGCGACCAGCCGUGGCCAAGGGGUGCAUUGGCAGGGAUGGGCCAAGGGCAGAUCCAGCAGGCCGUUGCGGCCACAGAGACUGGCCUCGGGUGGUCUACACUACCGGGCCUCGAAGCUGCUGCAAGAUCAUCGGCAAGUCCUGAUGGUGCUCAGGUCAACGGGUCGAGCACAAAGAGCUGCUGCUCUUCCAAGCCGAACAGCGGCACGAGCGAUUCGCCCGUCGACGAACAUGUGCGGCCAAAAGGCGAGGGUGUCGACAGCGUGGUGAAGAGCCCUUGUUGUUCGUCGAAACCGACGCGACAAGCGACACCGCCUGCGUCCGUGCCGACUUCCGCGCCUUCCUGCUGUAGUGGCAAAUUCGCGCCUCAGAACGAAGUGGCCGAUACGGACAGCUGCUGCUCCAGUAACGGCCCUGCCGCGACGUCCAAGAGCGGCGCGGAGGUCGAGAUCGAGAUGGGACCGCUGUCGACGUCAGCCGCCGUCACGGGCAAGGUCAAAGAGUCGCUGAACGUCGAGUGUCGACGACACGCCGAGACGCACGCCCAUCAUCCGAGGAAGGUGCACUGUGUGCCCAAUCCCAGCGGCAAGGGCUGCACCUGCCUAUGCGAUAUGAGCGUUGCGCUUCUCAGUGUCAGGCAAGUCCUGCGCGAGACUGACCCCGCGCGAACCGACGGCCGCGGCACGGCGACGAGUGCAGCUAGGUCAGCGAGCUUUGCGACCGAUACGAUCCAGCUGACCUUGACGGCGUCGCAGGCGAUUACGGCGCAGUGUGCGUGUUCGGCCGACUGUCCGACGUGCCAGUCGGACCCAUCCACCGAGAUCUCGGCGUCAUUACUCGUGUCGACAGCACUGCAGAUCUAUGCACGCGCGGUGCGCGUCUUGCGCGAGGGCUUCGCAGCCUCCACGGCGGGUAAGACCGAGUCUGCCGAAGUGGCCGCUGCAGGCGGGUUCUUUGGCGGUCUCGAUGUGACCAUCGGCACGUACAAACCGUCGGCGGCCAACGCAAAGAAGAUUGCGCUGUUUGCGAUCAAGUUGGAGCUCAAGGAUCUGCGGCGUGCGCUCGGAAAGAUUUCGCGCAUGGCUCAGAGCUGGGGCACCACCGCUGACGUCCCCAAACCGACGGACGAUGCAGCGCAGUUGGAGAACAGCGGGGAUGACAAGGCGCAAUGCAUGAACCCGAUCGACCAGCUCGUGAUUCUCAAGCUCUACCGCCAACUUACGGAGCUUCUCAAGACGGUGGAGGGCCUCGAAGACGCAGCUUGA